UUUGAACGUGUCGGCAGAGCUUACAGUUGAAAUUAUUAUGGAAAUGAGACUUUAAACAGUCAAAGGGAAAACUAAAGAACUCUCCAAAUACUAUACUCUCAAAACGGUAUAUACUCUCCAAACGGUAUACUCUCCAAACAUUAUACUCUCCAAACAGUAUACACUCCAAACGGUAUAUACUCUCCAUACGGUAUAUACUCUCCUAACAGUAUACUCUCCAAACAGUAUACUCUCGAAACAAAAUGCUAUGUGGGUCGUUGUUGCGGAAGUUUUGUGGGAGAAUCGGGAGAGCUGUCACCAUCCUGUUGCUUUGCUGCCUGGCCACCAAGCUUACUUUUCUGUUCGUAACAAAAGGGAUUGCUCAGCCUAAUUCACAGCGGCCAUUGUGUACAAACAGUGUGAAUGCGUUCGACAGGCCUAUGAUGACAGAGCCUACGUCCUCCCGAAAGUCAAAAGACGGGGUUAUCUCUAAAACACCCUUCCAGGUAUUGAUGUAUGGAACACCAAGAAAGCAACGGGGGUUGUUUACGAUUGGUAUUCCUUCAGCCAAACGGCCGAACACUGAUAGAGUAUAUCUGAUCGACACAGUGGAUUCAAUUGUCAAUAAAACAACAGAUGCCGAGAAAAAAGAAGUGACGGUAGUUAUCAUGCUUUGUGACUUAAACUCCACGUUUAACGAACACAUAUCUGAACGUGUUUUUAACAGAUAUAAACCCCACGUUGAAAGUGGAUUUAUUCAAAUAAUUCACGCAGAAAAAUCAAUAUAUCCGGAUCUCGAACAUGUUAAACAAACGUUUGGCGAUGCGAAAGAUCGUUUAAAAUGGAGAGCAAAACAAAAUGUUGAUUUUGCUUUUCUUAUGCACUAUUGUAUCAAUAUAUCAGAUUAUUAUUUACAGCUUGAAGACGAUGUAAUCGCUGCUUCAAAUUUCGUAAAUGGCAUCAAAUCAUAUCUUUCAAUGCCAACUCCUUGGGCAUUGUUGGAAUUUUCAAGAUUGGGUUUUAUUGGGAAAAUGUUUAAAUCUGUAGAUUUGGAAUAUGUAGCGUCAACGUUAUUGUUGAAAUACGACGAGGCUCCAUGCGACCUUCUGCUCGGCCCUAUACGAAUAGAUCUGGGCCAGAUGAAACCAUUUCAUUCCGAACAAAGCUUCUUCCAGCAUAUUGGCAGAUUUUCCUCCCUGAAAAACAAGCUGAUGCCAAAAACUGACAACAAGUUCAAAGACUCUUUUUAUUUGCACGGUUAUCCACCAGCUGAUUAUCCUGAAGCAACUUUUGAAACGACUUUCCAAACUUACUUAAACUUUGCACCAAAAUUGGCUUACGACAAGAAAGCAUCUACAUACUUUUGGGGGGAAACCCCCAAGAUGGGUGACACAUUUACAGUGAUUUUAGCGGAGCCACAGAACCUUACGAGAAUUGUCGUAUUAACAGGUAAAAAGGAGACACGGGCGGACAACCUGCUGUAUACAGAUUUAGAAUGCUCUACGUCACAUGGCGGUUCAUUGAAGAGGGGCGAGUGUGGGACAAAGUUUAAGAAAAUGACGAGCCUGGUUGACGGAGAUGCAGACACACUGGUCACAGGGACAGCCAUCCCCAGCAACGUCAAGUGCCUGAAGCUUGCCGUUAAACGUAGCCUCAAAACAUGGGUUGCAAUACGGGAAUUCUUGUUAUAUACUUAAACGGAUUUCGUGUGUUUUAGUGCAACAAUUUCAAAACGAUGAUAUUAAAACGUGUAUUUAUAUGCAUAUAUAAAAAUUCUCCGUCAAAAACAGCGAUAGUAUCCAUUUGCAUAUAUGUCAUUGUUUGGAAAAUAGCCCGCGCUCAGGCCCAUAUCAAACGUCAGCGCGUACAGGGCUGGGACAUAAGUUUCAUGACGAAAAGCUAUUACCUUUGCAAUGCAAUUUGGAGCGCUUUUCCGACUUUUAUUUUAUA
Mya arenaria is the source of this 1929-nucleotide messenger RNA. RefSeq names its product alpha-1,3-mannosyl-glycoprotein 4-beta-N-acetylglucosaminyltransferase C-like. Gene Ontology annotation, molecular function: acetylglucosaminyltransferase activity. NCBI's taxonomy places the organism in Eukaryota, Metazoa, Mollusca, Bivalvia, Myida, Myidae. The transcript has 5 exons. The coding region runs from base 243 to 1676 and encodes 477 amino acids. The record is from RefSeq and is a predicted model, not a curated record. Gene Ontology annotation, biological process: protein N-linked glycosylation.